AGACAGCAGCUUAAGAAAGAUAUAUACAGAGCAAAAAGAAAAAAAAGCUAAACAAAACUGAAAAUGGCGCUAAUACUCCACCAAUUAUCAUCGUCUUCAUCUUUUACUACCAAUAAACCCCUUUUCCUCCACCACCACAUCCUACCCCACCCAAAGCCCACCAAAAUUUCCAUCAAAUCCGAGCAAAAUUCUUCAACAGAAGAAACCAAUUCGGGUUCGGGUCCGGGUCCUUCCGCCAAGAAGCCCGGUGGCUCAUCAACAGGCUUGGGAUUCGGCUCAUCAACUGCGGCUCCAGCCAAUAAAAAUCAGCCGAAGGGAAAGAGAGAGAGGGCUUCUAUUAUCCGCCGAGAGCCGGUGGAGAAACCAGUUUUCGCCACGGCGCAACAGACGGCAAAAGCGGAGGAGAUGAUGAAGAAUGAGAGUGCUUUUCUGCUUGCUUGGUUAGGGCUCGGCUCCAUUAUUCUUGCUGAGGGGCUUGCUCUUUCUGUAUCAGGUUUUCUGCCGGAAGCAUGGGAUAAAUUAUUGGUCAAAUAUUUAUACCCGUCUUUCACUCCGACUGUGUUCUUGUUUAUUGCUGGAACAGUCACCUACGGACUUUUAAAAUACUUCCAGAAUGUUAAUUCGAAUACCGAAAACUGAACACUCACCGCAAUUUUGCUUUAUUAUUAUUAGCAGUAGUAGUAUUUUUUAUGUUGUUGUUGUUGUUGUAAUGCUUGAUUGUUUGUCAUUGGAUGAUUGAAAUUCAUAACGACAUUGUAAAGAAGAAGAAAAUAAGUUUUAAUAUGAUAAAUUGUUCGGAUUUAUUGAA
Erythranthe guttata (spotted monkey flower) is the source of this 808-nucleotide messenger RNA. It is a transcript of the gene LPA2, whose product is annotated as low psii accumulation2. The record is from RefSeq and is a predicted model, not a curated record. Gene Ontology annotation, cellular component: chloroplast. NCBI's taxonomy places the organism in Eukaryota, Viridiplantae, Streptophyta, Magnoliopsida, Lamiales, Phrymaceae.